Molecule: messenger RNA, 1289 nt
Organism: Dicentrarchus labrax (European seabass)
Lineage: Eukaryota; Metazoa; Chordata; Actinopteri; Moronidae
Gene: cmbl
Product: carboxymethylenebutenolidase homolog (Pseudomonas)
Exons: 6
Coding region: 109-846 (245 amino acids)
Molecular function (GO): hydrolase activity
Source: RefSeq, a predicted model, not a curated record
UGACAUUGAUGUCACCAGCUUCACUUUCACCGACCUGGCUGCAACUUUUUGAGCCCUGCACAAGACUUCAGAUUAUUUCCUCUCAUCGAAAAAUCGAGAAACGACACGAUGGCAAAUGAAGCCAAGCCAUGCCCCUGUGAUAUUGGUGAUCGGAUGGACUAUGGGGGGCUGGGCGAGGAGGUCCAGAUUGAGCACACCAAGGCUUAUGUAGUGAAACCAUCCUCUGAAUCUGACAAAGCCAUUAUUGUCAUACAAGAUAUCUAUGGGUGGGAGCUUCCCAACACCAGAUACAUGGCUGAUAUGCUGGCUGCAAACGGAUACAUUGCUGUCUGUCCAGACUUUUAUGUUGGGAAGGAGCCCUGGAGUCCAUCACAUGACUGGUCCACAUUUCAGGAGUGGCUUGAAGACAGAAAGCCAACCAACAUCAACAAGGAGGUUGAUGCAGUGCUGAGCUACCUGAAGGACCAGUGUGGGGCCAAACACAUUGGAGCAGUGGGCUUCUGCUGGGGAGGGGUUGCCACACAUUACCUUGCCCUGCAAUAUCCAGAGGUCAAAGCUGGAGUGUCAGUCUAUGGAAUUAUCCGUGAAAGAGAGGACAGGUAUGAGCUGAAGAGUCCGACUCUGUUCAUCUUCGGGGAGAAAGAUGAGGUCAUCCCUCUGGACCAGGUUAGUGUCCUUGAAGCAAAGCUGAAGGAGAAAUGCACAGUCGAUUACCAAGUGAAGAUCUUUCCUGGCCAGACUCACGGGUUUGUCCACCGCAAGAGAGAGGACAUCAACCCCACAGACAAACACAGCAUCCAGGAGGCCAGGACAGACAUGCUCAACUGGCUCAACAAGUACAUGUAAAUACAAAAGGUCAGACAGAGUAGCGCAGGGAGUACAAGUUUCUACACAUACCAUACAGACAGGAUGACAACCCGAAAAUGUAAAUGUAGACGUGCUAGUUACAGCAGGCUGAGAAUGGUGAUGGUUAGUCAUGAUUUUUAUUUAAUUGGUGACAUUCCAGUUGUUUCUUGUACAUUUCAUUUUAGAGGGUCUGUAUGUUCACAUAUGUAUAUUAAGGAACUGAAUUGUUUUGCACUUUUCUCUUGUGCCAAAAACAAAUGUGGUUGCGGUAUGUUGUUUUGUUAACGUAAGAUCGCAAGCAGUAAAGAAUGUUCAGACUGUGGUAACUGUGAAUGACACUUUUUAUGCAUCAGCUUGCCAACUAAUGUAAAUUGUCAAGUUUUAGAAGACAUGUAAAGUUCAACCAAAGUGGAAUACACAAAUAAAGAUGUUACGUAUUAUCA